Penicillium arizonense is the source of this 468-nucleotide messenger RNA. RefSeq lists its product as uncharacterized. Bases 1 to 468 code for a protein of 155 amino acids. NCBI's taxonomy places the organism in Eukaryota, Fungi, Ascomycota, Eurotiomycetes, Eurotiales, Aspergillaceae. The record is from RefSeq and is a predicted model, not a curated record. The transcript has a single exon.
AUGAUCUCAAGUUUCGCGUACUGCCUAGCUGUGGCCCAGCUUGGUGUAGCUGCAGCAACUGCCAGCACCAAGUCCUGCACCGCGGAAACCUUUUCCUCCCUCGACCUUCCCAACAUCAAGGUCUCCUCUGUUGAUGUCACCUCUAAGAAUGUCGCUUGGCCAUCCACCUCUGAUCUGCUCAAUGUUUACCGAGUCCCCAAGAACGGCACUGUAGCAGUCUGCCAGCUGACUGUCAACUAUACCCACCCUGGUUGGAAAGACAACGUCACCACGUGGAUCUCCUUACCGCUAGAUUCCUGGAAUGGACGCUUCGCAGGCAUGGGCGGUGGCGGUUACACCACUGGCGAAUUGGUCCAUAACAGCCAAGCUGCAUUCGAAGGAUUUGCCGCUGCAUCCACAGACGGUGGACACGGCGGAUCCGCGACUACCGAGUCUUGGGCUCUGGCAAGUGAAGGAAAUGUCAAUUGA